AUGUAUCGUGCUCUUCGCUCAAACAGCCCUUCAAGGGACGACUUUCCAGAUGCCGAAAAAUUCGUAAAAGUUCCCGAAAAUCAUGACCCAAAAAAUGUUAUUCGCAGGAAUCUUUCGUGGUUUCUCUUCCUACUUUCAUUGAUAGUUAAUGUCAGUCUUUUCGUCGUUAUAACGAUGAGAAAAGAUGUUCCCCAAUGUUUGGAAAGCUCGAAAUUUGCUGGAUUGAAAAGAACAGUUCCAAAAGCAUGGACUCCAAAUAGUGGUGCCAAUGAAACCGAGCAGGAUGCGCUCUGGUACGAAACAAGCUAUGAUCGUGGUCAGAUUGCUCUCGACGACGACUACGCGAAGGGGAUGGGACUUCCCAGAGCUCAGCGAUUUCCUUGGGACCAAUCAAAAGGAAUUUAUCUUAUAAAUGCAUAUCAUAACAUACAUUGCGUCAAAACCAUUCGAACGUCAGUGGUGGAGUUUCACAACGACGUGCCACAGAGCUCGCCAUAUCUUCAUGUCGUACACUGCUUGAACGUACUUCGCGAUGAAGUUAUGUGCAAUGCUGAUGAUACUCCACGAUACACAGGAUUUCAAGAAAACCAGAAGAGCGGCUUAGGACAAGUCCGUAUGUGUCGUGAUUGGAAGCAGCUGGAGGCCUGGGCUGAUGAGCACACUGCCUGUUGGAGACACGUUGGCGAAAUAAGAGAGGAUGGAUUCCGCGAAUUGGACAGAUACCGUUUCUGUCCACCUGGGUCGCCUUAUGAAGAGAUCUCUAAAACUGCAUGGCUUCGUCCAGGCCAGAGCAUCGAAUGA
Messenger RNA from Sclerotinia sclerotiorum 1980 UF-70, 801 nucleotides. RefSeq lists its product as hypothetical. Gene Ontology annotation, biological process: mycotoxin biosynthetic process. The transcript has 3 exons. The record is from RefSeq and is a predicted model, not a curated record. Lineage: Eukaryota; Fungi; Ascomycota; Leotiomycetes; Helotiales; Sclerotiniaceae. Bases 1 to 801 code for a protein of 266 amino acids.